Molecule: messenger RNA, 1701 nt
Organism: Cololabis saira (Pacific saury)
Lineage: Eukaryota; Metazoa; Chordata; Actinopteri; Beloniformes; Belonidae
Gene: utp3
Product: UTP3 small subunit processome component
Exons: 16
Coding region: 144-1574 (476 amino acids)
Biological process (GO): maturation of SSU-rRNA from tricistronic rRNA transcript (SSU-rRNA, 5.8S rRNA, LSU-rRNA)
Cellular component (GO): nucleolus; small-subunit processome
Source: RefSeq, a predicted model, not a curated record
UUCACGGAAGCACAUGUUGACGAGGGAUAAAAGUAAAAACUUCCAAACCGUCUGGAUAUUUAAAUCUAUCGAUAUUUAUUCGGGCUUUUGGCUCUUUUAGUAUCGCCCUAUUGUGUUUGUUCUUUUUGUAUUUCAUUACCAACAUGGUUCGACAAAAACGGAGUAUAAAAGUCCAGAGGGCAAAAAAGAAACCAGUCUAUGAUGAAGAUGAUCCUGAAGCCUACAAGGACAUGCCUGUCCCUGAUAAGAACUCAUCACAGUACACAAAAGACAAAAUUGAUGAGUUUCACGAAGACAAGAUCGCUAAACUUCUCGCCAGCGGUGUUCAGAUGGACAGUGAUGAGGAGGAACUGGACGAUGAGGAAGAAGUGAUGGCCCUUGACGAUUCAGAGUCAGAAGAGGAAGAGGAUGAAGGGGAAGAAGAGGGGACUGAUAUGGAGAGUGAUCUAGAGGAUAAAAAACAUGAAGAUCUUCCUAAUGACAUGGCGUGGGGUACCAAGAAGAAACAUUUCUACAAUUCCGAUUAUGUGGCCCCCAAAGGAAAAUUGCAAGAAGAGUUAGAAGCAGAGGAGCAAGAGGAAGAAGAAGAGGCCAAAAAUAUUCAGAAACGUUUAGCUGCAAAUCUGAGUGAGGAGGAUUACGAUUUAAACUUUUUUCAGGAAUUUGCUGUGGAGGAGAAGGAUGAAAGCACGACUGCAGAAAAGCAGGAGAGGAUUGUGAAGGACCUGAAGCAGAUGUCUCACAAAGAAAAAAUGAAACUGCUGAAAAAGGAAUCACCUGAACUCCUUGAACUCAUUCAGGACUUCAAGGCAAAGCUUGCCGAGCUGAAGGAUGAGGUGCAGCCCCUCGUACAAAUGGUCAAGGAUGGAAAGAUCCCUGCAGGAAAGGGUGCUGACUUUCUCAAGACAAAGCAGCAACUGUAUCUCAAUUACUGCACAAACAUCAGUUUCUACUUGGUGCUUAAAGCAAAGCGAAUCCCUGCUCACAACCAUCCGGUGAUAGAGCGACUGCUGGCGUACAGAAACCUCAUCAAUGAACUUGGUGAAGUGGACGCUCGACUUGCGCCGUGGUUUCACAAAUUGCUAGCUGGAGAAGAGGGAGAUAAAACCAGCAACAGGCCUGUAGACGGCAAGAAGACCAGAGUCUCUGUAAAAGAGAAAAAGGACUCUGCAGAAACUCUGUCUGAGGUUAAUGAGGACUCGGACUCAGAUUCAGACCUGGACGAGGAAGCAGCUUUACGCUUCUACAGCGAAGUGGAGAAGCGGGUGAAAUUAAAGAGGAAGAACAAUAACCCACAAGCUGAAGAGCUGGAGAAGAACGAAGAUGAUGAAUAUGAUGAGCAGGAUGCAGACGCCAAGAGAGGAAUCACUUACCAGAUGGCUAAGAACAAGGGACUGACACCAAAGAGAAGGAAAAUUGACCGUAAUCCCAGAGUCAAGCACAGAGAGAAGUUCAGACGGGCUAAGAUCCGCAGAAAGGGACAGGUCCGAGAGGUUCGUCGGGAAGAAGCAAGAUACAGCGGGGAGAUGUCUGGCAUUCGUGCUGGCGUCAAGAAGAGCACCAAACUCAAGUAACCUGGCUCCGGUCCUCUUUGUGCUGGGUUUGAACAAAUUAACAAGCAACUGUUUCAAUAAAUGUUUAUUUCGGGUGAAGCAUUUGUAAAAUCUUUAAUACUUUUAUGACGAUGUGAAUAAACAUUUG